CAGCGGUGCAGCCGGAGGAUCCGCUCAGUGGAGAUCUUCUAUAUCAGAUCCUUCUCCUGAUUGACCUAUCAAGGAUGGACAGGGACAAGAUGGCGGAGAGUAUAAUAAAUCUCACCCUAGAGAUCCUCUUCCGGCUUACUGGAGAGGACUACACAGUAGUAAAGAAGACCUCUAGUGAGAGUUGUCAGGAUCCUGUGUCUGAAGGAUCAGGAAGAACCCUGAGCCCAAUCACGGGGCCUCCACUUCAUCCCCUGAUACAUGAGGAAAUCAAUAGAGAGAAGAUCCUAGAACUCACCAAGAAGAUGAUUGAGCUGCUGACUGGAGAGGUUCCUAUUAGGUGUCAGGAUGUCACCAUCUAUUUCUCCAUGGAGGAGUGGGAGUAUUUAGAAGGGCACAAAGAUCUGUACAAGGACGAUAUGAUGGAGGAUUACCGGCCCCUCACAUCACCAGUUAAGCAAGAGAGAAGAACACCUGAGAGAUUUCCCAGUCCUCUUCUUCCACAGGAUGGUUCAGGAGAACAUCACAGUGUCCCACAGGAUGAUCAGCUUGUGAAUCCGGGUGAAGAUCUGAACAAUAUUAAUCCUACAGAGACAUAUGCGAGGGGUGAUGAGCAGAGUAUAGAGGACAUUCCCACAGAUAACUGCCCAGAUGACUGCACCAGGAGCUCAGAGGGACAUGGGAUAUCUUCACAACACACUCAAGAUGUAUAUGAACAGCAUGUGAUUAUCCCAGAUGCAUCCUCAGACUUUCACAGCAAAGCUCCAUCAUCUGAUUCUUUUCAAUGGAUCCGAUCUUCUGAUUUAUCACAGACUGUUAAGCAAAACAAAGAACACAGAAGGGGUGAGCAUCAAAGACCAGAGAAGCAAUUUUCAUGUUCAGAAUGUGGGAAAUGUUUUCAACGGAAAUCAAAUCUUGUUAGACAUCUGAGAACUCACACAGGAGAAAAGCCAUUUUCAUGCUCAGAAUGCGAGAAAUGUUUUAAUGCUAAAUCAGAUCUUGUUAAACAUCAAAGAAUUCACACAGGGGAGAAGCCAUUUUCAUGUUCAGAAUGCGGGAAAUAUUUUACCCAGAAGCAUGAGGUUGUUUUACAUCAGAGAACUCACACAGGGGAGAAGCCAUUUUCAUGCUCAGAAUGUGGGAAAUGUUUUUAUCAUAAAGCAAAUCUUGUUAGACAUCUGAGAACUCACACAGGGGAGAAGCUAUUUUCAUGCUCAGAAUGUGAGAAAUGUUUUAAUGCUAAAUCAGAUCUUGUUAAACAUCAAAGAAUACACACAGGGGAGAAGCCAUUUUCAUGUUCAGAAUGCGGGAAAUAUUUUACCCAGAAGCAUGAGGUUGUUUUACAUCAGAUAACUCACACAGGGGAGAAGCCAUUUUCAUGCUCAGAAUGUGGGAAAUGUUUUUCUCAGAAAACAUAUCUUGUUAAACAUCAGAGAACUCACACAGGGGAGAAGCCAUUUUCAUGCUCAGAAUGCGGGAAAUGUUUUUCUCAGAAAACACAUCUUGUUAAACAUCAGAGAACUCACACAGGGGAGAAGCCAUUUUCAUGCUCAGAAUGUGGGAAAUGUUUUUCUCGGAAAACAAAUCUUGUUAAGCAUCAGCUAAUUCACACAGGGGAGAAGUAAAUGGACUGAUCCCUUAUUGGGGA
Bufo gargarizans (Asiatic toad) is the source of this 1645-nucleotide messenger RNA. Its product is annotated as oocyte zinc finger protein XlCOF7.1-like. The record is from RefSeq and is a predicted model, not a curated record. Gene Ontology annotation, molecular function: DNA-binding transcription repressor activity, RNA polymerase II-specific. Gene Ontology annotation, biological process: negative regulation of transcription by RNA polymerase II. Bases 75 to 1622 code for a protein of 515 amino acids. NCBI's taxonomy places the organism in Eukaryota, Metazoa, Chordata, Amphibia, Anura, Bufonidae. The transcript has 7 exons.